UCCUCCUCCUGUUCCGUCGCCUUCAGGCUGAUGUCUCCCAGCUUCCCGGCAGCCGUCUGCUUAUACACCUGUGAGAGUCCAAACAGAAUCCUGUUAGGAGUGUUGCUGGGAUCGCUUCGAGGCCACCAGGUCGCAACCAGCAGGAUGGGGGCAUUCUCCCACCGCGGCUUCCUUCUCGAACGUGGGAUGCCUGGCUUGAAGAAUAAAUUGGUGUACCUACUUUAAAGAUGGAUGGCCCUACAACAGAGGGGGAGGAAAAAGCACCCAACGACGAGCUGGAGUGCAAAAUCUGUUAUCAGAAAUUUAAUGUCCACAGUCGCAAACCCAAAAUCCUGGACUGCCUCCAUCGGGUGUGUGCUAAAUGCCUGGCCAAAAUCCUCCAGGUUGGGGACGGCUCCCUUUGCAUAAGCUGCCCUUUCUGCCGCCAUGAGACUGAACUUCAGGAAGAAGUGGAAGGCCUCCCUGAUGACACAAACGUUAUGUCAAAACUUAUGGCCAAGGACAAAACAGCACGGAGUUCGGACUGCAAAGAAGUCGUCUUGACUCCAAAGAGUCUGGCAUCCUCAAGCCCUUCUCAGGGGUCAUCAAACUGCUUGGUAAUAACGAUCAUGGAAGUCCAGAGAGAUUCUGCUGCGAGGAGGCCGAGCCAAAACACCCUCUCAGAUUAUUAUACAAAUGAUCACAGUCUUGACUCAGCCUCUGUAAACUCCCACAGCCAACUAGACCAAGACUUUGUCUCUAAAUUCUGCACCCACAUUCCCAGAAUACUAGUGUGGUUGCUUGGAUUUUUCUACUUUGGGUCUUUGCCACUUGGAAUCUAUUUAUUGGUGAUUCAGAAAGUGACCCUUGGAAUUGUCUGCGUCAGCCUUGUCCCUUCCAGCAUCACCGUGUGUCUGGUAUAUGGUUUCUGCCAAUGCCUUUGCCAGGGAAUGUGUGACUGUUCCCAUAGGAGCUGAAUAUUUUUUUAAUUUAAAAAAUUGGAAUUUUAUAAUUUGGAACUUAUAGGCCUUUUGAGCUAUUAACAUGUACAGCUUGGAAAAUGUGAAAGUGUGUUUCCGAAAGGAAGUAUGCAGAUAUCAAGCGAUCGAUGUUCCUAACACUUUGCACUACUAUCUCAACGUUUUGCCAUGUUCUAGAGCAGUGGUUCUCAACCUGUGGGUCCCCAGGUGUAUUGGCCUAGAAAUCCAAGAAACUCCCAGAAAUCCAAGCCAGUUUACUAGCUGUUAGGAUUUUUGGGAGUUUAAGGCCAAACACCUGGGAACCCACAGGUUGACAACCACUGCUCUAGAGAAAAGCUUAUUAAACUGUGGGUCAAGACCUUGCUUGGGAUAUUAAAAGCUAUUUUAAGUGUAGUUAUUGUAUUUUAAUGAUUUUUUUACCACUCUGUUACUAUUUAAUUGUUUAAUUGCACUACUAGCUUGGGCAAUGCCCGGGUUAUUUGAAAAAAGGCAUUGUUUGUUUUGGGGUGUUAGGCAAUAUCAUUUAGUUAAUUAAUAACACUAUUUAUUAGAAAAAAGCCAGUGUUUUAAUUUUGUUGUUUAUGAAUGCUCCCAUUAUAAAAUACAUAAUGAUGUGGGUGAACUACAAUUUCCAGAAUCGUGGGUCAAUCCUCCUCAAACCAAGCCUGUAUGCAAGCAGGCCAUGUUGGGUCUGUGUGUCAAGUGUGGUCCAGAUCCUUUGUUGGCUGGGUUCAGUGCUCUCUGGAUAAGGGAGCCACUCCCAAAAUCAAGAUCCAUUCCCACAAACCCCUGCACUAUGUACAGUUGGUCAUGGGGCUUCUCUGUGCCAAGUUUGGUCUCAGUCUAUUGUCGGUGGUGGGGGUCACUGUUUCUCUGAAUGUAGGUGAACUCAAUCACGCCCAAACUCCAAACUGUAUUCACAGUCGGGCAUGUUGGGUCUUCUGAUCAAUUCCUGUUUGUUGCGUGCCAUAGGAAAUGGUAGUAAAGGGUUAAGGGAAAGGCAGUGGGUGGGGUCAUACAACUUCCACAGCAAGAGUAAGGAACUCUGGGAUGUCCAUUCUGGAGGGGAAAAAAAGAACAUCUAGGAUGAAAUUGCCCUCAAUGAAAGCCAUGAAAGCCUUCAUUUGGAUUGUGUGCAGUUAUGGUGUUUGCGGAGAACAUUGGCAGAGGUUGGGCUAACCUGCAAUGUCCUUGGAGGGAGUGCUUUAGGUGGCUCCUCAGCACUAUGGGUUAAAGCUGUUUGUGGAGGCAAGAGGCUGUCUGUGUGAGUGGACACCCCUGCCACAUACACACAGAUUUUCAUUUUUAUGAUGUGUAUAGAUUUAAACUUGACCAAGUGUGGGAUUGUUA
Molecule: messenger RNA, 2309 nt
Organism: Anolis sagrei ordinatus
Lineage: Eukaryota; Metazoa; Chordata; Lepidosauria; Squamata; Anolidae
Product: E3 ubiquitin-protein ligase RNF182-like
Source: RefSeq, a predicted model, not a curated record